Chilo suppressalis (striped riceborer) is the source of this 1704-nucleotide messenger RNA. The record is from the annotation of a GenBank genome assembly. Lineage: Eukaryota; Metazoa; Arthropoda; Insecta; Lepidoptera; Crambidae.
AUGACCGCACUGCGAGAACAGCACGUUAGUGAUAACAACAAGCAAGCCAGUGACGUAGUUAUCGUUGAUAUAGACACCGAAAUCGAUAAUAUACUCAACCCUGGAUCGAUACGCGAUAACAACGAACAAGUGCCAGUGCUACACGUGCGUGUGGAACAGACACAUGUGAAGAUGAACGGAAACGCAAAUUUAUCAAGUUCAAAACCCAAAGCAGGGAAUGUGGCCGAGACAGUUCAAAGGGCCCGGGAUGCAUUUAACAGAGGUGUCACACGGCCUGUUGAAUGGCGCAGACAGCAACUCAAAGCACUUCUCCGUUGUUACCAAGAAAACAAACAAGCAAUGAUAGAUGCGCUAAGGCAAGAUCUAAGGAGAAGCAAAAUGGAAGCUGUACUUCUUGAAGUCGACUUUCUCAUCAAUGAUGUGCUGAACACAUUGCAUUAUCUGGAUGAGUGGGUGAAGCCUGAAAAGCCACCCAAGGGAAUAGUGAACAUAUUGGAUGAAGUGGUAAUAUACAACGAUCCGUAUGGCGUUGCUCUCGUGAUCGGCGCAUGGAACUACCCGCUACAACUAGUCCUUCUGCCUUUAGCUGGGGCUAUAGCAGCUGGUAAUGCUGUGGUCCUCAAACCCAGUGAGCUGGCGAUUGCCAGUGCCCAGUUUAUUUCGGAAAUGCUGCCGAAAUAUUUGGACAAUGAUGCCAUAGUAGUAGUGGAAGGAGGUCCAGAAGAGACCAGCCAGUUGUUGAAGCAGAAAUUCGAUUACAUUUUCUAUACAGGCAGCACAAACGUCGGCAAAAUUAUAUAUGAAGCGGCAACCAAAAAUUUAACACCCGUCACUCUGGAGUUGGGAGGGAAAAGCCCGGUUUAUAUAGACAACUCGGCUGACAUCGAAACUACAACUAAACGCAUACUGUGGGGCAAAUUUAUCAACGUGGGACAAACUUGUAUAGCACCCGACUACAUUUUGUGCAGUCAAGAGGUGCAAGAGAAGUUCCUUCAGAUUGCAAAGAAAGUUCUAAAGGAGUGGUACGGAGAGGAUCCACAGAAGUCGCCUGAUCUUUGCAGGAUUAUCAACAGUAGGCAUUUCAGUCGACUCCAAGGUUUGCUGGAUGCGAGCAAAGACAAAAUUGCGAUCGGAGGCAAAUCUGAUCCCAAAGACAGAUUCAUUGAACCUACAAUCCUUGCCAAUGUCCUUCCUACGGACAAAAUUAUGGAGGAUGAAAUUUUCGGACCUAUCCUUCCCAUAGUACCCAUUGCAAAUGCAUACGAAGCUAUCAAAUUCAUCAACGAAAGAGAGAAGCCCCUAGUGCUGUAUGCGUUCUCGAAGAACAAGGAGGUGAUCAACAGCAUAGUCGAAAAUACCACCAGCGGGGGAAUGUGCAUUAACGAUACCGUCAUGCAGAUGGGAGUCGAAACUCUGCCCUUCGGAGGGGUGGGUAACAGCGGCCUGGGCGCUUACCACGGUAAAGCCACAUUCGACACGUUUACCCACAAGAAGAGCUGUCUCAUCAAGAACUUUUCGCCCAUCGGAGAGAAACUGGCUUCAGGGCGCUACCCUCCCUACUCUGAGGGUAAGCUAACCUACAUCACCACCCUGAUGAAGCCCAUGCACGGACCCUCGCUGAAGUUCUUACCGUACCUGAUCACCUUCGCGUUAGGGGCGGGCUUGUCCUAUGGCCUGAUGGCCUGGCAAAAGGUAAAGAAAUGA